This is a messenger RNA of Drosophila biarmipes, 1143 nucleotides long. RefSeq names its product odorant receptor 23a (gene Or23a). Bases 1 to 1143 code for a protein of 380 amino acids. Gene Ontology annotation, molecular function: odorant binding; olfactory receptor activity. Gene Ontology annotation, cellular component: plasma membrane. Lineage: Eukaryota; Metazoa; Arthropoda; Insecta; Diptera; Drosophilidae. The transcript is spliced from 2 exons. The record is from RefSeq and is a predicted model, not a curated record. Gene Ontology annotation, biological process: detection of chemical stimulus involved in sensory perception of smell; sensory perception of smell.
AUGAAACUCAUGAAGAACUUCGGGAUUGACUAUUUUCGUUACCAAUCGCAGGCCUGGCGAAUUUGUGGAGCGUUGCAUCUCAGCGAAGGCAACUACUUUAGUUGGGCGACGGUUUCCUGCAUCAUCAUGUUCCUGCCGGGGCCCUUGCUAUUGGGGGCACUGCUCAGCUACGAUGAUCCCUUGGAAAACAACUACAACCUCUGCCUAACUAUCAUAACGAUGUCCAAUUUCUUAAAGUUUUCUAUGUACGUGACACAACUAACUAAGCUGGUCGAUAUUCAGAAGCUCAUUGUGAAACUGGACGCCCGGGUUUCUGGAAAGGAUCAGAUAGUCCGGCGAGAGGAAAUGUCGAACCACAUUCAGAGACUUUCUCAACUGUUUCUGAUAACAUAUCUCAUUCUGUCUGUUGGCGCUGGCGUUCUUUUUAUCUUCGAAAGAGAGCGCAGCUUGCCUUUCCCCAUGUGGUUUCCCUUUGACUGGAGAAACUCAACCACUGCCUAUUUUGGAGCGUUGGUUUUCCAACAGAUUGCACUGCUCUUUCAAGACUUGCAGAAUUAUCCAUGCGACUCCUUUCCGCCUAUAGCGUUGUUCUUGGUUUCCGAGCAAUGUCAGUUGCUGAUUGGAAGGAUAUCCAAAAUUGGAUAUGGUUCAACGGAUGUAAAGAAGAAUGAACAGGACCUUGUCCACUGCAUCAGGGAUCAAAACAAACUUUACAGCUUACUGGAAUUGAUCCGAACCAUGAUUUCCCUACCGAUGAUGAUACAAUUCUUAGUUAUUGGCAUUAAUAUCGCAGUUGUCUUGUUUGGUCUGAUUUUCUAUGUGGAUACCUUGUCGGAUAGCGUUUUCUACGUGUGCUUUCUUUCGGCCAUCACACUGCAGAUAUAUCCAGCGUGCUAUUAUGGAACCAAGGUGCAGGAGAGCUUUGCGGAGCUCCACUACGCAGUAUUCUGCAGCAACUGGGUGGACCAGAGCGUCACCUUUCGGGGAUUGAUGUUGAUCAUGGGGGAACGCACCAAGGCACAUCAGAUACUCCUCGCCGGCAACCUGGUGCCCAUCCACUUGAGCACCUUUGUGGCCUGUUGCAAGGGAGCCUACUCCUAUUUUACCCUUCUGGCCGACCGAGAUGGGCAGAGCUCUGUUUAG